AUGUCCGCGCCCACGCCUCCUCGACCGGCAGUGUCGCCUGACUCUGGCCCUACCGAUGCAGCACUUCCAAAGCUGCCCUCAGGCUGGAUAGCUCAAUGGGACAACACUUCGAGAAAGUACUACUAUGUUCAGAUUAGUACAGGAGUAUCGCAAUGGGACCUCCCCACUAGCGAAGCCCCUAUCGGCGGAGGCUCACACCACAGCACGCCUGCGCAGAACACGAAUCCAUACAACAAACCUGCCGAUGGGGUUCAGGGUCCAGACGUUGGCGACGGUACAAGAGGCGUAGAUGGUCCGACCGGCGAUCGCGCUGGAGGUCUGGGGGGAUUCGCUAUGAACGCACUCAUGGGUAACAACAAGCAGAGUAGUCAUGGAGGUGGUUCCAGUAACCUCGUUGGCCAAUUGGCAAGUGGACUGCUAGGCGGAGGAAAGCAGUCCCACGGCGGCAGCAGCAGCGGACACGGCGGCGGAUCAAGCAACCUUGUCGGCCAGCUCGCAAGUGGCUUGCUUGGUGGAGGAAAGCAGAGCCAUGGCAGCAACCAGUCAGGCCAUGGUGGUUCAUCAGGCCAUUCGACAUCGAGCGGAGGCGGCCUAGGUGGCUUGCUCGGCGGAGUCCUGGGCGGCAGUUCGCACAACAAACCGGCUGAUGGAGGCUACGGAUACAGCCACAACGCCUCCCAGGGCAGCACCUAUUCUGGCAGCGCCCCGCCCACAGCGUACCAGCCCAGCGGAUCGCACGCCGCCACGCCGAGCCAUAACGCGCACUCUUCUCCACCUCCAGGCCAGUAUGGCAGCCACGACCAACAUCAACAAGGAGGAUAUGGGCAGCAUCAGCACAAUCAGUAUGGCGGGGCAGGCGGGCAGCAUCAGAACUUCCCUCCGCCAGGUCAGAGCUACGGCUCUCCCGCACCAGGGCAGCACCAGCAAUCGCAAUACGGAGGUAACAACCAGUAUGGCGCGCCCCCGAACCAGCACCAAGGCAACUAUGGAGGACCGCCAGGUGGCUACGGACAACAAGCUGGCUACGGAGGCCCAGUCUUCUCGCCUCCGCCAGGUCAGUAUGGCCACAACGCGCCAUACGGAGGCCCCCAGAACUACGACCAGCACCAGCACAACCAGUACGGUGGAGCACCACAAUACCCUCCUCCGCCUCAGGCACAGCACAGCUACGGCCAGCAGGGUGGGCAUCAGCCCCCACAGCCGGGAUGGUAG
Molecule: messenger RNA, 1212 nt
Organism: Didymosphaeria variabile
Lineage: Eukaryota; Fungi; Ascomycota; Dothideomycetes; Pleosporales; Didymosphaeriaceae
Exons: 5
Coding region: 1-1212 (403 amino acids)
Molecular function (GO): protein binding
Source: RefSeq, a predicted model, not a curated record